Rubroshorea leprosula is the source of this 814-nucleotide messenger RNA. The record is from the annotation of a GenBank genome assembly. NCBI's taxonomy places the organism in Eukaryota, Viridiplantae, Streptophyta, Magnoliopsida, Malvales, Dipterocarpaceae.
UAAGAUGGCACUACAACCAUUUCUUAAUUACUUGACUCAAAUCUUGAACAACCUCAUCAAAACCUUACAGGCUUCAGAUUGCAAGAAAUGGAUUUUAUUGGUGUUCUCUUGUAAAUUCGCUUACCAUGUGGGGGAGUAUUCAACCAAAUGAAGGGAGGAUGGCUUAAUGUCCAUGGAGGAUGGAGAUGCUUCUCGUUUAUAAUUGAGUAUGCUUCAAGAUCAAAUGUCUCAAUGAAUAAUAUGGUAGUGUACUUGGGAUCCAUCAUGGUUGCAGCAACAAACUUCUACCUUCCAAACAAUACCCUCUAUGGACAUGGAUUUUCUUGGAGUUUUUCUGGUAAUUUCUCUUGCCAUAUCAGGGACAAUUCGAGGAUAUGUAUGAAGAUGGAUGGAUGGAGUACUGCUUUGAGGAUCAGGCUGUCCUCUGUUGCAUAUCUGUCCAUAGCACUCUGAUGAUGAGAAAAAUACUCUUCAUGGAUGCAUAAUUGAACUGAAAGGCUGGUAUGGAGACAAAGUAAGGAAAAGAGUUACUGGUUAGUGGAGCUUGGACUUUGUAGUAACUAUUAAGUCAUUGGAGCUUUAAAAUAAGGGUUAGUGGCUGGUUUUGGGGAUCAUUCCAAAAAUGAACUGAUUUGCUAAUUACAAUGAUGUUGAUACAAGAAUUUAUUUUUGAAAAUUUAUUGUUGUUAAGUUUCCAAUCUUGCCUAGAGAGAAACUUUGUAAUCUUGAUAUUCCAAUAGGGAAAGUUUUUCAACUGACUGAAAAUCCCAUGGUUUGUCCCUCUAGGAUUUCCACGUUAAAAAUCCAAUGGCUU